AUGAACACCUACUACAGCCUCUUCGUUUUUUUCCUUGUCCAAAUUGCGCUAAAGUAUAGCAAGGCAACUGUCACGGUAGACACAUUAUGCAAAAAUGGACAGCUGGCUCAAAUGAGUAACCACUUUAAGUGUAUAUGUAACGAAGGGAUGGUGCACCUCUCCGAAAAUACAUGUGAAGAAAAAAAUGAAUGUAAGGAAGAAACUUUAGGCAAAUCAUGUGGGGAGUUUGGACGGUGUGUAAAAGACGCAGCACAGCAAAACACGUACAAAUGUAAUUGCGUUGAGGGCUACGCUUUGAAGGAAGGAACUUGUGUUAUUGAUGUAUGUCUAUAUAAGAAUUGUGGAGAAAGUGGUGAAUGCAUUGCUGAAUACCUCACGGAAGUCAAAAGUGCAGCAUGUUCAUGCGCUAUUGGCAAAGUGCCCAAUCCAGAAGAUGAAAAAAAAUGUACCAAAACGGGAGAAACUGCUUGUGCAUUAAAAUGUAAUACAGAGAAUGAAGUUUGCAAAAAUGUUGAAGGAGUUUACAAGUGUCAGUGUAUGGAAGGUUUUACGUUCGACAAGGAGAAAAAUGUAUGCCUUUCCUAUUCUGUCUUUAACAUCCUAAACCUCUCCGUCUUCUUUAUCAUCUUGCUAGUCCUUUCUUUCCUCUUCCUUUUGGCCAUCGUGCUUGCGGUUAAGUACACCUUCGCAAAGGUCACCGCAGACACACAAUGCAAAAAUGGCUAUUUAAUCCAAAUGAGCAAUCAUUUUGAAUGCAAAUGCAACGACCGGUUUGUGAAGACAAAUGAAAACACUUGCGAGGAAAAACUCGAUUGUAAAAUUGCACAAAAUAUAAAUAAACCUUGUGGAGAUUAUGCUGUGUGCACAAACACGAAAGGGUAUAAUGAGCAAAGAGUAGUACUAUGCACUUGCAUAACAGACUACACCGUAGUGAAGGACGUGUGCGUUCCAAGAAGAUGUAAUGGCAUUGAGUGUGGACAGGGAAAAUGCAUCCAAGAUCCCGAUAAUGCAAAUAACAUCAUGUGCACUUGUAACAUAGGAACCAUAUUGGAUGAAACGAAAAAAUGUACAAAACAAGGAAAAACUGAAUGCGCGUUGAAGUGUAAGGCAAACGAAGAAUGUAAAUUGACUCAGAACUAUUAUCAAUGUGCUGCGAAGGGAAGCGGUGGAGCAGGCAGUGGUGGUGAAGGCAGCGGAGGAGACACAGGAGCAGCUUACAGUCUCAUGAAUGGAUCUGCAGUAAUCAGCAUACUAGUUGUAUUCGCUUUCUUUAUGAUGUCAUUAGUGUAG
Messenger RNA from Plasmodium coatneyi, 1290 nucleotides. RefSeq names its product Ookinete surface protein Pvs25. Lineage: Eukaryota; Apicomplexa; Aconoidasida; Haemosporida; Plasmodiidae. The transcript is spliced from 2 exons. The record is from RefSeq and is a predicted model, not a curated record. Gene Ontology annotation, cellular component: membrane; cell surface. Bases 1 to 1290 code for a protein of 429 amino acids.